Messenger RNA from Bacillus rossius redtenbacheri, 1692 nucleotides. Its product is annotated as protein CEPU-1-like. Bases 244 to 1101 code for a protein of 285 amino acids. Lineage: Eukaryota; Metazoa; Arthropoda; Insecta; Phasmatodea; Bacillidae. Gene Ontology annotation, cellular component: neuron projection. The transcript has 8 exons. The record is from RefSeq and is a predicted model, not a curated record.
CCGAAGUUCGGCGAGGCCAUCGUGAACGUGACGGUACCCGUGGGACGGGAAGCUACGCUCACGUGUGUCGUGGACGACCUGGCCACAUACAAGGUGGCCUGGCUGCGCGUGGACACGCAGACGAUCCUCACGAUCGCGGGUCACGUGAUCACCAAGAACCACCGCAUCGGCGUGACGCACAGCGACCACCGCACGUGGUACCUGCACGUGCGCGACGUGCGCGAGCGCGACCGCGGCUGGUACAUGUGCCAGAUCAACACGGACCCCAUGAAGAGCCAGGUCGGCUACCUGGACGUCGUGGUGCCGCCGGACAUCCUGGACUACCCCACCAGCACGGACAUGGUGGUGCGCGAGGGCACCAACGUGACCUUGAGGUGCGCGGCCACGGGGUCCCCGCCGCCCACCAUCACCUGGCGGCGGGAAGGCGGCGACACCAUCCCUCUGGGGAGCGGCGUCGAAGUGACGAGCGUGGAAGGGCCGGUGUUCAACAUCACGAGAGUGAACAGGCUUCACAUGGGAGCGUACCUCUGCAUAGCGUCCAACGGCGUGCCUCCCACCGUCAGCAAGAGGAUCCUGUUGACGGUGCACUUUCCACCAAUGAUCUGGAUCCAGAACCAGCUAGUCGGAGCAGUGGAAGGGCAGCAGAUCACUUUGGAGUGCAACUCUGAGGCGUAUCCGAAGUCCAUUAACUACUGGACCAGAGAAAGAGGAGAUAUAAUUGCACAAGGUAACAAGUACGAGCCCGCGCUCCUGAACAACGCCUACAAGGUGCACAUGAAGCUGACGAUCCGGUCCGUGGGGCCGGCGGACUUCGGCUCCUACAAGUGCGUCUCCAAGAACUCCCUGGGCGACACCGACGGCAGCAUCAAGCUCUACCGAAAACUUAGCUCAGACUACGAUGGGAACCAGGGUCCCAACGAAAUUCUAGGAAUGUCUGAUCCUCAGCAGAUUGCCAAGCACAAAGACAUGAAAUUGAGAGGCAGAUCAAGAGAAUCCAUGGACCUUCUUGACGCUUCAGCGACUGCGAAACCCUCUUCUACAGCGGCAGUUUUUCUAGUCGCUGCCUUCUCCGUUCGCUUCCUUCUGCCCGCCACUUCGUAGUCGUGUUUUGUUCCCCAGCUUCUGCGUGGUUGGCGGAGACGACGAGCACUCCGCGCCAGCAUGUGAACAGAGUCUGUGCUUGUUACCCCGUGUAAAUAAUCGCGAUCGGACCACAGCUGAAUGGUUCGCUGUCUUCACUAUACAUAUCUGUAUCUCAUAGUUUUGCUCAGACGAACGCUUUUAUUUCCAAGCGCGUCGUCGGGUGUAUUCAAUUUACUCUUCGGAGUGUGCACAAUUUUUACUCAAGACAAUAAAAGUGAGAAAACACUAGAUUGAUUGUGCGCGGCUGAAACACAUAAUAUAAAUUGGUUAGUGCUUUAAGGUAAUAUUUGUAUGACAUGAAGAUGUUUCGUGGACGCUGUAGAACAUUGUAGACAAAAGACUGAACUCAUGCAUUUCUGAUGGCUCCAAUAAUUUAAGGAAGUACCUAUGCCUUUACAUUUUAUUUUAUUAUUCCAGGAUAAUACAAAUGACGCAUUAAACAUUUAGUUGAGCUAAGUAUAAAGUAUUAUUUGUUAGUUGAAAGUAUUUAAAUAUAUUUACUUGGAUUUCCGGAUGAAAAUAAAACCAAUAUUAUUUUAUGUACAAUUA